Molecule: messenger RNA, 735 nt
Organism: Saccharomyces paradoxus
Lineage: Eukaryota; Fungi; Ascomycota; Saccharomycetes; Saccharomycetales; Saccharomycetaceae
Gene: DCG1
Product: Dcg1p
Exons: 1
Coding region: 1-735 (244 amino acids)
Source: RefSeq, a predicted model, not a curated record
AUGGAAACAAGAAUACUUGUUGUGAAUCCUAAUAGUUCGAAGUCGAUGACGGUUUCCUUGCAGGAAACCAUUGAAAAGACUUUCUCAGAAAAAUCAUAUAAAAUCAGUUACUUUACAGGACCAGAUGCUUCGCCACCACAAAUUGAUGGUCAGGAAACAAGUAUUAAAAGUAUGGAGGCCUGUCUUCCCCUCUUGGUUGAUGACCACAAAUCGGUAUAUUACUAUAAGAAGUUCGAUGGGAUACUGAUUGCCUGUUUCUCCGACCAUCCUCUGGUGGCAAAGAUAAAGAAUAGAUCCGCUAAAGAAAAGGGCAACGUUUCUGUUGUUGGGUUGUUAGACAGUAGUAUCCAUUACUGCGAUUUGAUUGGAAGGAAGUUUUCUAUUGUCACUUCAAAUAAAGAAUGGGUCCCCAUAUUGAAUAACUCUGUGGAAUCGAAAUUCUUGACAGGGAACACAAUUAACAAAAAUCUAUGGAAAGGUACAGUAUCUACUGAUUUACAGGUCCUCGACUUACAUAGCCCGGAAAAUUUUCAGCAGAUAGCAGAUAUCAUAUAUGAGGAAAAUAUUAGAAAGCUUGAUUCAGAGAUUGUAAUAUUAGGUUGUGCAGGAUUCUCGGGAUUGCAAAAUAAACUGGCAAAGACGUUUGAAAAGGAUGGCACACUGUUCUUAGAUACGAUUGAGAUCGGCUUAGAGAUUUUGAUCACUAUGAUAAAAUUUAUUAACUCACAAAAAUAG